GUUAGACGGGCGCGUGGCCGUCCCUGAGUGUUGUCGCGAGAGUGCCGGGCGAACCGAGAGGGCCGUACAACCCCUCCUCUCGCGAUUUUCCUGGCGGUGGUGGAAGGGAAGGAGUCGGGAGCGGGAGUGAUUUGGUGUAUCGAAAAGCAUAUGGAGGGGAUCCCGCAUCUUGGUGGGGAUGCGAAUCGCGCCGCGUGAAUCGGAUGGUCGAUGGACACUCAGCUGGGCAAAAGGAACUGGUAGGGGUGAACAACCUUGUAUCUUCCUGACGAAGACUCCGAGAUGAAUUUUGCUGCGUUCCAGGCAGUUGGUGCUCCGGGGACUCACUUCGUGACAACUGGGGGUCAAAUGCCUGUAACGAAGAUACAGCAGAACAUGACAAAUAAUGGAACUGCUCUGUCACAGGUGGUGGGCAUGGUGGGCGGAGUGAACAUGGGCGAUGGCGUUCAGUACUUGCGCACGAUCGACGGCAGUUCGCUUCAGGGCACGCCGCAACUUAUAUCCGUGCCUAUCGCUUUGCCGGGGACUAAACCCGGAGAUCCUCAGCCGACCGUGCAAAUCCAAGUGUUGAGUCCAAACAUGAUGCAACAGCAGCAGCCUAAGUACCAAAUGCAGAUACCCAUCCAGGGCUUCCAACAAGGUGGCGCUGUUCUCACAUUAGCGUACUCGCCAGACGCGAAUGACGGCGGUGGAAUACAGCUUAUUGGAAACUCGCUGCCUGAAGGUACAUACAGGAUGCGAACAGGUCUGCAAAUACUAUCCGCGUUACCGCAAGAGAUGCAGCUCAUUCAGCCGCAACAGGCGCAGGAGAGCAAGGAGCAAGUGCAGCAAAACUUGCAGCAUCAGGUAUACAUAACGCCGAACAAUCAGAUAAUAAUCAACGGGCCGGACGUAAAGCCACAGCUGAUCAAUAAUAACCCCGAAAUUACGAACGUCGUUAUCAAGGAGGAGUGUGAUGAGAAUGACGAUGAGAGUUCUCAAGGCACAGAAACAAGUGAGAGCAUACCGUGGCAGCUCGGCAGUUCCUCGCAGGACCUAGUCAAAUAUCUCAACACAUUACCUCCGCAACAAAAUUUAGAAGUGAUGCAAAUGUUGUUACAGCAAACACAAGCCCUCCCCGCCUCGCUACAACAGUUCCUCCGCCUUAACCCGGCCGAUGUGAAGCGAAACGAAGUUUCCAUUGACGUGGAAAUGACGACGGAUGACGACAAGAAGAAUAUUGUUAUAGAAACUGGGAUGGACGAAGAGCAUGAUGCCAUGCCAAUCCAAAACAAAAAGAAGAAGAAAUACAAGAAGAAACCCCCAAAACCCGCGCGACCAAAGCCAGGACAAGUCGUUAUAGCGACUGCAGCGGACGGGACACCCAUCUUCUGCUGCCCCGAAUGUAACAUGGCGUACCCCGAAAAGGAACAGCUGGAGAUGCAUCUCUCGGUCCACAAGAUCGAGAGGCGGUUUAUUUGUGGCAUCUGUGGCGCUGGACUGAAACGCAAAGAACACUUGGAGCGACAUAAAUUGGGCCACAAUCCGGAGCGGCCGUACGUGUGCGGGGUUUGCGGGAAGGGCUUCAAGCGGCGCGAGCAUCUCAACUUGCACGCUGUCAUACACUCCGGCGUCAAGACUGAGAUGUGCGGGCAGUGUGGCAAAGGUUUCUACCGCAAGGAUCACCUUCGCAAGCACACUCGCUCGCACGAGUACAAGACCGCGCGCGCUCACAACGAAGGCGCGGACAUGAAGACCACGCACACGACCACCAACAACAACGUCACCACCAGCAUCACCACCGGCUCCAACACCAUGAUGCCGGAGAUUACUAUACACGUCCCAACAAGUUCGAACCUCCAAGUGCCCGUUCAAAUCAACAUCCCCCAGCACGUGAUGUCGUCACUUGCCCUCGCGCAGGCUGCAGCGGGCGGCGCGCAGCACGACGCCAGCGACGCGCACGAGCAGCUCAACGCGCACGCGCAGAUCGACGCGCUCCUAGCGCAGCACACGUGACGUCACGGCCGGUGCGGGCCGCGCUCACAGAUUUCGACACACACUCCAAAAAUGAGAGAAAAUCAAGUAAGGUUGCUUAUUUCCGCUUAGCGACGACAUACGUCAUCAAUUAACGUAUGUAUGGGUAUUGUAAGUCUGCAUACAAUCUUUCACUUAAAACAUGGUAAAAAUGUAAAAAUCCUGUACAUUUAACUGAAAAAAGUAAUGUGUGCUGUAUAUAAACUUAAUCGAGGCUUUUUUCUGAAUCGUGGGAAUUCAGCUAUCCGGUUCGAAGGACCAUAAAAGUAAGGUUAAAUCACGUUACUUAAGUGUAUUGAUACGUAAGCUGUAUUUUCUAGGUAUUAUGUACAGUUUAGCUAGCCAAUACGAAGGCAUCAAUGUAUGUGCGCGGCAGCCUGUGUUAGUACGAAAUAUAAUCGUGUGAAUUACUUUCAUGCGAUUAUCAUUCAUAUUCGAUAUAGCGAAAAGAAGGGCUAGCCCACACUUGGUAAAAAGCGCAGAAUUAUUUUCGCAUGAUUUUUUAUCGUCCUAAUGAAUGAGGUCUAGUCCACACUGCGAACAAACCGUGCGAUAUUUUAUCGAAAUUCUGUAUGACAUGGAAUUAUAUAACACUAAGGUAGUUUAAAAUUCGCACGAAAAGUAAUUUGUGAUUUGAUAUACUUACAUAUAUUGGACUAUUAUGGUGUGGAUUUCGCUUCGCGUGAAAGAGAUCGCUCGGCCAAAUGGCGUAGUGCGAUCUGAUCCUAAACCAAACACAUAGCUUCUAAUUUGCAAUUACAUAUAUACUUGCGCGUUUUCGUAAGAUCGAUUUUCAAGUAUGAAAACGUUAAAAUAAUCGCGCGAAAAUAUUUCUAGUGACUGCUGGUGUAAUUUAUAAGAAGGCAGUCUACACGUUUUAGUGUUAAGAACUGUAGAAAAAUAUUGUACAGAUUGGAUAAUUGACAUGAGUUCGUCGUUAUAAAAAACCGUAGCUCAUUGGUAGUGAUACAUUUAAAGACAGAACCAACAGAAUAUUGGCUUUAUUCAACAAUAAACUUAGAUUAAAGGAAACAAUAAAUAUUAUAUGUGACAGACAGAUAUUAGAAUGACAAUAUCAUAAUUCGAAUCUUUUAAAUAGUGAUCGAAAACCUAAACAACUAACAAGGAGGUCAUAUCAGGUACGAUUUAAUAUCAAUUUGACGACUUACUUUAGACGCAAUUUUUUGCAGGCUAAAUUUUACUACCAAAACUUAGUGGCGCGUACAUUGAGUAUGAAUUAAUAAAUUGGUAGGUAACUCAUAGUCAUGUCAUUGGCUGACUGUUGUAAAAUACAUACACAUAUCAAUAUAAGCAGUGUACAGUGAUUAGAAAUAGUAAAAGUACGAAACGUGUUUUAUAUUUUAAUGUAUGUAAAUUUUUUGAAGUUUAUACUUAUAUCUGAAUUAAUAUAUUUUCAUAGAUCUGCCAGUUGAACUGUUUGACAUUAGUUAAAUUUAUCAUACUUCUCUUUUCAUUUAUAUUUAUCCCAAAAUUAAAACGUCGUACCUAAUUAGGUACAUAUUCCUUUUUGUAAUGAAUAAAAAGUAAUAUUUUAUGUGUAUUGCCCGGUAUGGAUUCAUUAAGCUGUAUAAAUGGUCCAUCGUAUAGCGAGCGGGCAAGGUGGAGUGAAGGACUAAAAGGGCUUAUUUAUUUAUACUAUAAUACCAAUAACCAAGUGAUAGUGUAGUGACGCAUGAUUGUACCUGAAGGCUGAACUCGAAACGGAUGUGAAAGGUAGCGGUUCCUGGGUGUGUUGUCAUAUGAACCCAACACAUAUAUGCUGUGUCCGCCUACGCUGCGCUAAGGUGCCAACGCACUCGAACUGAACUGCAGCGGCACUGCGCGCUGCGGCAGGCGCGCUGCCCAUAUUCUCUCCAGCCGCGACGCGCGGCAACGCUCUAGUUCGAUAUGCUCCAUACAAAAUGAUAGAAAUAAUAUUCUGACUCGAUGUGCCGCGUAGUGCAGUCUCGUGCAGUGCAGCUGCAGUUCAGUUCUAGUGCGUACGCACCUUUAAGGUGGCUACAUACGUAACUGCAAACGUCAUGCUGUGGCUGAUUUAUUCCCGCCCCUGUUGGUUUGUUAUCUCAUUGGGCUAUGAGAAUGUAUCUGAGCUUACACUUAUUCACUAAGUAUAAGCUGCAGCACCACCUGCGUUGUCGGCCAGUCCCCGUUGGGGUUGGCCGCUGUGGCCGAUAUUCCGUUUGGAUGACAUUAUUUUAGCGUUUAAUCUAUCGUGACAUUAUUCACACGGCAUUAAUACCGCACGUUUUUUUUGCAAUAUAAAUCUUACCGAAUACGUAGUGGAGCAUACUCUGAAAAUAGAACCAUUCACACGGUGUAGAUACGUUUUUUGCAGUACGAACAACGCGUGAAUGGUACAUACUAUACUCAAUAUAUUCGCUACUACGUUUUUGGUAAGAUAUAUUCUGCAAAAAACGCGUGUUGAAAAUGCCGCGUGGACUGGGUCUAGACUUUUUUUUAAAAAGAAUAUUAGCUAUGCUAAUCAUAUCAAUUACUCCCCUUUCCCCUCCAAUUAAGCGUAAAGCUUGUGCCAGGAGUGGGUACGACAAUAGUGCAAACCCCACCCGGGUUUGAACCGCCGACCUUUCGGAAUUCAGUCCGCUCCUCAACCGUUGAGGUAUCGAGGUUUUAGAGGAGACUACUGCGUUUCGUUGUGUUUAUGCGCUGCAUUCAUCCGCACUAAGGAAUCUCUACCUUUAUAGGGUUUUAAAGGCCGGACUGCAUUAGAGCAGCGCGGCACGUCGCUUCACGUCAAAAUAUCCUCUCGGAGGCAACUAUGCCGCGACGCGUAGCGCCGCUCUAGUGCGACAUGCACCAUACGAAUGAUUGAAAUAAUAUUUUGACGCUUUGCGGCGGUGCAAUGCGGUCCGGCCUUUAGUCCGCAGA
This is a messenger RNA of Maniola jurtina (meadow brown), 4920 nucleotides long. Its product is annotated as zinc finger protein 853-like. Lineage: Eukaryota; Metazoa; Arthropoda; Insecta; Lepidoptera; Nymphalidae. The coding region runs from base 283 to 1995 and encodes 570 amino acids. The transcript is spliced from 15 exons. Gene Ontology annotation, biological process: regulation of transcription by RNA polymerase II. Gene Ontology annotation, molecular function: RNA polymerase II cis-regulatory region sequence-specific DNA binding; DNA-binding transcription factor activity. The record is from RefSeq and is a predicted model, not a curated record.